AUGAGUAACGUAGAUGAAAUUGAAGAUUUCUAUGGUGUGUAUUUAUUGGUGAGCAAAAGUACGAAUCCAAAGUUUGCCGGCCGCACGUACAUCGGGUAUACCGUCGAUCCAAAUCGUAGAAUAAAACAGCACAACCGCGGUGAGGAUGCUGGCGGUGCAAGACGAACGUCCAACCGUGGUCCAUGGACGAUGGUCUUGAUUGUGCACGGAUUUCCGAACAACAUUUCAGCCCUACGGUUUGAAUGGGCCUGGCAGCAACCUCGCAUUUCCCGCCGACUGAAACAGAUUCCAGAACUGCAGAAAAAGCUACGCAAGGAAUCUAACUUUGAGUACAAUUUUCGCAUACUUUCGGAGAUGCUGAGAAUUGGGCCAUGGAAUCGGUUGCCGCUCGUAAUACGCUGGUUUGCUGAUGAAUUCCACCGGGAAUUUGAGGCAGGCAAAAAGCCACCCCUCCAUAUGCCCAUCUGUUUUGGGCGAAUGAAAAAGAUAAAGCGUAAACAGCAAAAGACGAAUGUGACGGGUGAAAGAGCGAAAGCAAAGCAGCGCGUACCGAAUCAGGCGAAGAGCUGCAAAAUAGCCAUCAAUUACGAUUUCGAUGAGUACGAUCUGCUUGUGAUGGGUGGUGAGAACAUCGAUGAUAGUCCAAAUCAUGUCAUCAAGGAGCAAACGUUACCAGACACACAAGACGCGAGUGUGGUAAUUAGUUCCGAUUCGGAAUGUGACGACAACGGUGUGAAUGUGGAGGAGAAUGGGUCACAGUCGACAACGACCGAUUGUACAAUAUGUAAUCGGUUAAUGGUUUUGGAGGAAAUGGAAGGGCAGGGGGAUUUAGUUUUACGAUGCCUGCAGCCAAGCUGUCCUCUAGUUUGUCAUCCGGAAUGUUUGGCUGCAUCUGUUCUAGAACCGGGUCAGUACGUUCCCGUCGAGGGAGAUUGUCCCGUGUGUGAGGGACACUUUCUGUGGGGUGACAUAAUACGUAAAGCCAACGGGUGUAGCGAUUUGGUGGAUGAUGCGGAAAACGUUGGCCCACUUGAGGUGGACGAUAUAUCUGAUGAAGAGGAGUAA
Anopheles maculipalpis is the source of this 1065-nucleotide messenger RNA. RefSeq names its product structure-specific endonuclease subunit SLX1 homolog (gene slx1). Gene Ontology annotation, cellular component: Slx1-Slx4 complex. Lineage: Eukaryota; Metazoa; Arthropoda; Insecta; Diptera; Culicidae. The transcript has 4 exons. Bases 1 to 1065 code for a protein of 354 amino acids. Gene Ontology annotation, biological process: double-strand break repair via homologous recombination. The record is from RefSeq and is a predicted model, not a curated record. Gene Ontology annotation, molecular function: 5'-flap endonuclease activity; crossover junction DNA endonuclease activity.